CAGAUUAAAACCAGCUCGACCAAUCAGAUUUGACGCAAACCGGAAGGAAGUGUCACCCAUUCAAGACAGUUGCUGCAAUAAUAUGAACUUCCUCGAAAUUUAGUGCAUGCGUUUCCUCCUGAAGUUUACCUAAAUCUAAAUCCACGGAGUUUACAGAUAAAGAAACAGCUCAAGAUGGGCUACAUGACCGUAGAGGAGCACAGCUUCAACCUGCUACACCUCAAGAGAUCUCCUGGCAUCCGCUCCUGGUCUCUUCUCGUCGCUAUAGCAUCUAUUGGCUUAGCCGCUGCAUAUUACAGCUCAGACAGCAUUCUGUGGAAGCUUUUCUACGUGACCGGCUGCCUCUUCGUGGCCAUGCAGAACAUGGACGACUGGGAGGAGGCCGUGUUCGACAAGAGCAAGAACCUGAUCGAGCUGAAGACCUUCAGCCUGUACACGUUGGUCCUGACGCUAUGGAGGAAGGGGCAGGACAGAGUGGUGUUGGACCUGACCCAGCUGUGUGACGUGUGCGUCCAGGAGGAGAGGGUCCGCUAUCUGGGGAAGGGUUACCUGGUGAUGCUGCGGCUGGCUGCCGGCUUCUCCUACCCGCUCACUCAGAGCGCCACCCUGGGGUCUCGCAGUGACGUGGAGGCCAUCGCGGCGCUGCUGAAGCGUUUCCUGGCUCUGGAGGAGCUGAAGCAGCAGAGGCAGCAGGGGAUGGAGUACGGAGAGGAGGAGGAGGAGGACUCUCUGGAUAACAGCACGGACGCAGACGACGAGGCGGAGAACCUCUGACCUGCACGAGCUCCAGUCUGGGGCAUUAUGACACACGUCAAACUGCGAGCACGUGCAUGGAAGAUCAGGGACUACGAAGCUUUUUGUUACUUGUAUUUCCCAGUAGUUCUUCAAACCCACGUCAUUCCUCGGCAUUAUCCAACUAAUUACUAUUUGAGCACACUCCAGAUUACAGAUCCACUGUGCCUUUCUACUGAAUUCUAAUGAGUGUUUGUGGGGAAAAAAG
This is a messenger RNA of Salarias fasciatus (jewelled blenny), 1000 nucleotides long. RefSeq names its product cytochrome b-245 chaperone 1 (gene cybc1). The coding region runs from base 175 to 774 and encodes 199 amino acids. The record is from RefSeq and is a predicted model, not a curated record. Lineage: Eukaryota; Metazoa; Chordata; Actinopteri; Blenniiformes; Blenniidae. The transcript is spliced from 6 exons.